Aspergillus nidulans FGSC A4 is the source of this 180-nucleotide messenger RNA. RefSeq lists its product as uncharacterized. The record is from RefSeq and is a predicted model, not a curated record. The transcript is spliced from 2 exons. Lineage: Eukaryota; Fungi; Ascomycota; Eurotiomycetes; Eurotiales; Aspergillaceae. Bases 1 to 180 code for a protein of 59 amino acids.
AUGCCGCGCUCUCUCGCAUCCUCCAGCUCAAGCCAGAGCGACAAGACCAAGACCUCGCAGACCUCGCUUUCGGGCAAGUCGGAUGAGUUAGCCCCGGGUGAAGCUCCGGUCUCGCUCAGUGGGAUGCAGCAUCUUGAUCGACAUGGCAAGGUGAUCAGUACGUUUAGCAUCGAAUACUGA